Lepisosteus oculatus (spotted gar) is the source of this 5682-nucleotide messenger RNA. Lineage: Eukaryota; Metazoa; Chordata; Actinopteri; Semionotiformes; Lepisosteidae. The record is from RefSeq and is a predicted model, not a curated record.
AAUUGGAAGGAGCGGUCAGAAAAUGCCCGGGAAAAUAUGGGGCUCGUGCCCGAGCGGAAGCGGAAGCGGGCCCCUCCCGAGCGGCGCGCGCCGGGCCUGUAACGGUCGGCGGAGGCGGGAAGCGGGUCCGGACCGGCGAGGCGGGACCAGGCGAGAGCUGCGGGGACUGUCCGCCGGCACGAUGGGAGAGCGCGGCCGCAGAGGAGCGCCGUGAUACCCGGCUCAGCCCGUCUCAGGCCCGCACGUCUAACCCCCAGUCCCGAUCAGGGUCGCGGGAAAACAAGGGACAGACGGACCGCGGACAGCGGCCCGAGCCCCUCGAGCGGCGGGCGCGAGAUGAGCAGGGUGCCCCCACCUCUGGGGGCUGGGGGGGCCGCGCAAUGUCGCACGCGGGGGCCCCGCCCGUGCCCUGCCCGGUGCCCCUGGGCCAGGUGAAGGCCCCGGGCCGCGGGGCCGAGCUGCACAGGCACACCCUGGACAGGAACCUGCCGAAGAUGGAGAAGCUGCUCAGGCAAGGAGUGGACGUGGACACUGCCAAUAACCUGGGCCAGACGCCCCUGUUCUGCGCUGCUCUGCUGGGCCUGACCAGCGCUGUGGAGCUGUUACUGCAGUACGGAGCCAACCCCAACCACCGCUGUGAGGACAGGAGCACGCCGGUCCAUGCUGCGGCCUUUUCCUGCAACCCCUGGCUGGUGAGCGGGCUGCUGGAGGCUGGGGGGGACCUGCGGCUGCACGACCAGGAGGGGCGCACCCCCGAAGCCUGGGCCAGGGAGGGGCCGCAGGAGCACAGCUCACGGAUGCUGGAUUUCCUGCAGCGCUGUGUGGCUUGCAUGCAGUCCUUCACCCAGCCGAGCCAGGCCAGAGACUCCUGGAUGUCAAGACGCUCCUGCAAAACCCUCGUCCCUUCGCCCUCCCUGCUGGAGAGGUUCAGACAGGGUGGCUCUGACCUGCAUGUGAACAGAAAGCCGAACUCCAAGCUGCCUUCCACAGUCCAGUGCUACGGGUUCGGGAAGCUGUGCGCUGGUGGGCCGAGCCAUGCCACAGGUUUCCUGGCCUGCACGCCCAUGAUCGAGGACAGGGAGCUGGCGCAGGCAGAAGACGAGCCCCUGCUGUCCUUUUCCUGUGGAGCCUUCAUGAGUAUGACCAAUUACAGCUGGAAUGGGUGCCGGGUCACAGUGAAGGAGCUGCAGGCUCAUAACGCAGUGCACCGAGGCAGUAGGGAUUGCUACCUGGACCUGUUGAUCAUCGAGCAAGAGUACUGCAGUCAGCUGUUCCACCCCCACCUGCUGCAGCUGCUGGCAGUGAGUGUGUCUGCUGACUCCCUGAGACCCCGCUUGGUGUUUGAGAGAGUGCACAUCGGAUCCCUCUAUGACCUCCUGCACCACAGGAGGGCCCAGUUCCCUGUGCUGCGGAUGGAUGCCUUGCUGCCCGUGGUGCUGCAGGUGUGUGACGCCCUGGUGUACCUGCACUGCCGCAGCCUGGUCCUCCGCAGCCUGUCCUCUCAUGCUGUGCUGCUUGUUCACCCCGGGGUGGCCAAGAUUACUGGCCUGCAUUUCAUGGAGCUCAGAUGUUGCCCUUGUGCCCGCGUGCUGAGCGACAGUGAUGGGAACCCCCUCAGAGUCAACGCCUGCCUGCCUCUGCCCCCGGAGCUGUACAACUGGGCUGCCCCGGAGGUGAUCAGGGGGCGGCCCUGUACUGGCAAGGCUGAUCUCUACAGCCUGUGUGCCCUCCUCCAGGAGCUUCAUACAGACGCGGUGCCGUGGGGGGCGGUGGGGCCGCGGGGCAUCAGGCAGGCUGUGGAAGGCGGGCAGGCCCUGGCCGCUGACGAGCGCAUUCCCCCGCCCUACUACGCGCUGGUGAGGAGCGGCCUGCAGCCUCGCCCCCAGGACCGCAGCCCCAGCCUGCAGGACCUGCGCCUGCAGCUGCGCAGCGACGUCAAGGAGCUGUCCCAGAGCAGCCGGCAGAGGUGGGGGAGCUGUUCGGCCCCGGCGAUUGUGGGGGCUGGGGGCUGGGUGCUGGAGACUGUGCAGGACCCCAAGGACCAUCGCGCGCUUCCUGUGCAAGAGGGGCAGCCGCAGCGUGUGCUGACUGACAGCGCUGUGCACCGGGAGAUCCUGGACCAGCUGGGCCAGCUGGACCGGCUGCUGGAGGGGGAGCACGAGCUGCGCGCGGGCACGGGCGAUGGGGCCCUGGAGGGCCACGAGGGGGGCGGUCCGGGACUGGGACAGGCUUUGUCUGAUCCACCGCAUGCCUUCCGUGCAAGUGAGGUCUCCAUUCGUGAGAUCCUGCCCUUAGAUGCCCACAGGCUUUCCUUGCACCACAGCCUGGACUCUGACAGCAGCAGGGAAACGGGCUCCGAUGGCACCCCCACCCAGGACGAGCUGGAAGAGGAGGGUGAGGACCCAGCGCAGAAGCCCUGCGAGAUCUCUCAGGCGAUCAGCGCCAGCGUGCUCAACCUGAAGGUGUCGCAGGUGCUGCUGCAGCAGUCGGAGAGCAGCCUGCUCAACGUGCAGAGGGCCAGGGCCGCACUGGGCCGGCGGGAGGUGCCCUCUGCUGUCCCCUGGGGGCAGGGAGAGAGGCAGCUGGCGGUCGGCCGUGAGCAUGUGUGUGGUGGGGGUGGACUCGCCGAUGAGGUCGAUGGCCGACAAAGUGAGAAGACGGAGGACUCCUUGGACUCCGGCUCUGAGUGGGGGUUUUCCAGAGCCGUGGGUCCUCCAUCUCACUACCGUUUCGCCCAUCCUGGCUACGGCGUCCCGGCCAGGGGCUGGCCCUCAGGGCUGCGCAGGGCUGCGCAGUCCGCUGCUGCAGACGAGCCCCCGGACUGGCCGGCAGAACACGAGGACCUGAGUGAGGGGGAGGGCAUCAGCGACUACAGCUCCGCCCUGGAUGAUAGCUUCGUAACUGUGCGUCCUGGACGUGCUCAGGCAGGCAGAGGGAGCAUAGCUGCUGCAGUGGCAGAGACAGGAGGCCAGCACUCGUGCAGAGAGCAGUGUACCGUCCACAGGCAGGGCCCCCAGGACAGGUUCACAGGAUUUUCGAGACCCACAGGACCGACACAGCAUCGAGUUUCUGCUUCUGGCCUGUCCGGGUGUCACAGAUCUGCUGCUGCUAAGUGGACAAGCGAGGUGACGCAGGUGGUGGAGAAGAUGACCCGCGGCCGGCUGGGGAGCGCAGCCUGGACGCCUAGCAGCGAGAGUGAGGACACUGAGGACAGGACGUCCCAAUUCUCACAUCUCUGCAGGCCACAGGGCAGUGGAUAUAAGGGCUCCGAAAGACCUGGGCACGAGAGCCAGGGGUCAGGAAGCAGCCAGGGCAGCACCAAGCUGGAGCGUCUCUUCAAGAGCUUUGCAGGUGUUCAGAGUGAGAGUGAGAGUGAUGCUGAGUUUCACACCAUCAACAGGACCUUUAGUCUUUCUGCCAGACUCUUGGAGGACACAGGCUCCAGACAGGAAGACGUCAGCUCUGAGUCUGAGGGUGCAGAGUCUCCUGCGGAGGAAUCUGAUGAGUUUGUCACGCCCAUCCCUGGUUCAGAACUUCACAAGGCAGGGCGACAGGCUCAGACGCAGACGCCCAGCUCCGAGGAGGACCUGGAGGUGACGGAGGAGGUGUGUCGGCCCUCGGGCCGAGCAGUCCCAGCCAUGGCCGCCUGUGACCUAAGGACCGGAACCACGCCAACAGAAAGCUCAGCUGUCGUAUCAGACCCAGCAGAGAGAACUGACCCUGCUGCCCUCCAGAGAGUCUCCUACCCCACAGCAAGCUGCCUGCCGGACAUCGCUGAUCUGUCCAGCAUCGUGUGUGAGGAGGAGUGGCCCAGCAGGGAGGGACAGCAGCCCAGCCCAGUGAAGAGAAACGCCCCCACCUGUAACAGCACCCCCCUUCACCCAGGUGCAGUGAGUAGACAUCACCCCAGACUCGGUGGGGAACCUGCAGAGCUGCUGCCGCCUCUCCACAGUCUGCUGGACACCUUUCCCUGGGGCAGCUCGCCCACCCAGCUCCACACCGCUGACACCUUCACUACAGCCAGCGCCGGCAUGGCCAGCCCAAGUGACCUCUCUGUGUCCAGUGCACUGCACCCCCCCAGACUGGACCACAGUCCUGUCCAUAGAGAGACGGACACACCUGCUGGCCGCUGCUGGGACACCCCAAGUGCAGGAACGUCCGCGGGUCGGGAUGGUGGCAGUUGUGCCAGAGAAGGGGGCCCCGGGGACCCCGGCACAGCGGCGGCAGAGUGCCGGGAUGCCACAGGCGAGGCUCUCUCUCCGGCGGUGGACGGGCAGGUCACCCGUAGCCAUGACGAGCCGGGCAGUGGCAUGGGUGCAGGGGCCCCUGGGACACAGAGUCCACACUCCAACAGCCCUGCCGCAGCAGCAGAGGCGCCUGCUGGGCCUCUGUGGGCUCCUGGCCCAGACGACCAUCCCACUCCGAAAGGGCCCACAGGGAUAGAGGCUGUGUCCCCCCUAAGUGAGAAAGACCUGCCAGGACCCAGUGUCCUCUCUGGCACAGGCCUGCUAGCGUACAGCAGAGCACUGGACGGCUUGCCGGCAGCUGACGCUCGAGACCUGGAAGGAGGACAACCCCCUUCCGCUGAAGCUGGCAGCGCUGGGCAUGGGGUGAGGAUCGAGGCGCCCUCAGACGAGACGCUGAGAGAGGGGCGCAGUCUGCUGGAGGAGACGGACAGAGCUCACUCCACUCUGGAUGAGGUGCUGCAGGGCAUGAUGGGAGAGAAAGGCAGCACCCAGAAGUCCCUGAGAAGUCCAAGGCCUGAGCAACUGCCAAGGAUUCAGGAGAGCCUGUACAGCGAGGACACUUGCUGCCCCGCUGCAGCCGGCGGGGAGAGAGCAGGAAAGCCAGAGGAGCCCGACAGCAGGACAGCGCUCGGCCCCGCAGACAGCGUGGAUGAGCAGGGGGAGAAGUUCGAACCCGGCCUCCGAGUGCACUGGGCCCAGCCCCACAGGUUGAUUAUCUUGGAACAGACUCCCACCAAAAGCCAGAGUGACCCGGGGCCAGCGAUGACCACACAGCCAGCAGCACGCAGAGAUCGAGACUGAAGCUGCAGGGGGAGACGCACACACAGAGAGCCGGACCCGGGCUUCUUCCUCGCUCUCCAGCCUGCCCUUGGCAGCUGGGGCUGCUGUUUUAUUUGAAUUUGGGCCAUGGCUAUUUAAAAAAAUUAAAUUGUAAUAUUUUAACACCAAAGUCAGGACACAUUAAUGAGUAAGGCUAUACUUUUUCAUUAAGGUGCCGUAAAAUGCUCUUGGUAAGCUUCAGUUUUCAGUGGAGAAGGUUCUUGGUUUUUAUACGAUAGGAGCCUUGGAACUGUUUAAGCUUCCUGUAGUAGAUUUGUUCUGAUGGGAGAUACAGUUUUUCUCUGUUCACCUUUUUGUUGUUUCAAGCUGUUCAGAGCUGGAGCUGACGAGGCCGAGCAGUGGGCAGCCAAGGUCCCUGCUUGAAACUGUCAGCUCUAGACCUGCCUGUUAGUACUGUACAAGCCAAAGAGGUCUGAAGAGACUUUUAAUCUUAAUAUUAUACAUCAACUGUUUUUUAAAUAUUUUAAAAGAUAAAAAAAAACAAAUAGGCAUGAAUUUGAUAUUAUACUCCAUAGCUAUUGCAACAAAUGUGUUGUUAACCUGAGUUCUUGUUUGAUUUGCCAUUAAAACACAAAAAAUAGAUGCUUGCACCAGA